UACACAUAUGUGUGGUUGUUUUAAGUGGUGUGCCGCCUGCAAAAUCAGUCGAUUAGAUUUGGCUCUGAGUAGGAGGCCAGAUGUCGCUUUAUGAUGAUCUGGGGGUGGCGACCAGUGACACAAAGACUGAGGGCUGGUCGAAGAACUUUAAACUACUUCAGUCUCAGCUGAAAGUGAAGAAGGCUGCACUCACACAGGCAAAGAGUCAGAGGAUAAGGCAGUCAACCGUUCUGGCUCCUGUCAUUGACCUGAAGAGAGGCAACACAGGAGAGGAGAGACAGCUCUCUGACACACCACCUCAUAUCACUGCAGGACUUAAGGAAGCCGCACCGGGCAGUUUUUCCUCUGGAGAUGUGUUGAUCCCCCUGGCAGAUGAGUAUGACCCCAUGUUCCCAAAUGACUAUGAGAAAGUGGUGAAGAGACAGAGGGAGGAGCGACAGAGGCAGAGGGAACAGGAACGACAAAAAGAGAUCGAGGAGCGAGAAAAGAAACGUAAAGAGAGACACGAAGGCGGAGCUCCAAGUGGCUUUUCUCGCUUUCCAACAGAGGGAGAGUCAGAUGAGGAGGAGGAGUAUGAGAGAGAAAAGAGAAAGAGAAACAUGGGUGGCGCUGCGAUUGCCCCUCCCACAUCUCUAGUCGAGAGAGAUUUGUACCCAUGUGAGGAGGAGAGUCGAGUUCGAGCACCAAAGGCAGCAAUUCCACCCCCCAUUUAUGAGGACUCAGACCGCCCCCGCUCUCCUCCUGGACCCACCAACUCCUUCCUAGCAAACAUGGGGGGUACCGUAGCCCAUAAGAUCAUGCAGAAGUAUGGAUUCCGUGAGGGUCAAGGCCUGGGAAAACAUGAGCAAGGCUUGAGUACAGCACUAUCCGUGGAGAAAACCAGCAAACGUGGUGGCAAGAUCAUCAUAGGAGAGGCUACAGAAAAAACAGCAGGAUCCAAUCAGAGUUCAACUGAUCCUCCUGGUGGUAUUGCAGGAGCAGUAGCAGGAGACGCGUCCAAGAAAAAUGAAACCAACCCCCUAACCGAGAUUCUUAAAUGCCCUACCAAGGUGGUGCUACUGCGGAACAUGGUGGGAAGAGGAGAGGUGGAUGAGGAGCUGGAGGCAGAGACUAAAGAAGAAUGUGAAAAGUAUGGCAAAGUUGUCAAGUGUGUCAUCUUUGAGAUCUCGGGCGUGACAGACGAUGAAGCAGUCAGAAUAUUCCUAGAGUUUGAGCGGGUCGAGUCUGCUAUUAAAGCGGUGGUAGACCUAAAUGGUCGGUAUUUUGGAGGUCGUGUGGUGAAGGCAUGCUUUUAUAACUUGGACAAGUUCCGUGUUCUGGACCUAGGUGAGCCAGUGUGAGGAGACAACCAGAACCUUAUUCCCUUUGUGCUCAAAGACAAAAGGAAUAAAAGCCCAGAGGAAAUAUUCAUCUCUCUCUCUCUCUCUCUCUCUCUCUCUCUCUCUCUCUCUCUCUCUUUCUGUCCACCUUUUUGAGUUCAGCUGUUUGGCUAUACCUGUAAAUAACCAGAAUUUUUUUUCAUGCGCUUACCCUCUGAAGACAUUACAGUUGUUUGUUAUUGUUUUUUUGUUUUUUAAAUCUACAGUACCAAGAAUUGUUUUGAUUUGUAGAUUUCACCACCCUCCAAAUUGGCUGAAUGUUGGC
Molecule: messenger RNA, 1644 nt
Organism: Chanos chanos (milkfish)
Lineage: Eukaryota; Metazoa; Chordata; Actinopteri; Gonorynchiformes; Chanidae
Gene: rbm17
Product: RNA binding motif protein 17
Exons: 13
Coding region: 81-1340 (419 amino acids)
Biological process (GO): mRNA cis splicing, via spliceosome; alternative mRNA splicing, via spliceosome
Cellular component (GO): precatalytic spliceosome
Molecular function (GO): RNA binding
Source: RefSeq, a predicted model, not a curated record